AUGGGAGCCAGGCCUCUUGCUGGCCGCCUCCCUCCCGGAAUCUUCACUAACCAGACCCAGGCAGCCUUCUGGGAGCCAAGACUUUUGGUGUUUCUUGGUCGCAGGGCUGACCUCCAGCCUCUCCCAGAAGCUAAUCUUGUUAACCUUCCUAUCAUUGCUCUGUAUAACACAGACGCUCCUCCAUGUUGUAUGGACAUUGCCAUCCCAUGCAACAGAGAGAAAGCUCAUUCUGUGGAUCUGAUGUGGUGGGUGCUGGCCCAGGAAGUCCUGCACGUUCGUGGCACCAUCUUCUGUGAACACCCAUGGGAGGCCAUGUCUGAUCUCCGCUUCUGCAGAGAUCUGAAGAGACUGAGAAGGAAGAACAGGCAGGCAGCUGCUGGAAAAGCUGUGACCCAGGAGGAAUUUGGAUGUGAAUGGACUGCUCCAGCUCCCGAGUUCACUGCUGCUCAACCCAAGGUCACAGGCUGGUCUGAGGGCAUGCACGUGCCCUCUGUGCCCGUUCAGUGGUUCCUUGGUGAGGACUACAGGGCUCAGCCCACCACUGAAGACUGA
Neomonachus schauinslandi (Hawaiian monk seal) is the source of this 552-nucleotide messenger RNA. RefSeq names its product 40S ribosomal protein SA-like. The transcript has a single exon. Bases 1 to 552 code for a protein of 183 amino acids. Lineage: Eukaryota; Metazoa; Chordata; Mammalia; Carnivora; Phocidae. The record is from RefSeq and is a predicted model, not a curated record. Gene Ontology annotation, biological process: ribosomal small subunit assembly; cytoplasmic translation. Gene Ontology annotation, molecular function: structural constituent of ribosome. Gene Ontology annotation, cellular component: 90S preribosome; ribosome; cytosolic small ribosomal subunit.